Zerene cesonia (dogface butterfly) is the source of this 948-nucleotide messenger RNA. RefSeq lists its product as uncharacterized. Bases 253 to 627 code for a protein of 124 amino acids. The record is from RefSeq and is a predicted model, not a curated record. NCBI's taxonomy places the organism in Eukaryota, Metazoa, Arthropoda, Insecta, Lepidoptera, Pieridae. The transcript is spliced from 3 exons.
AGCCGUGGCCGUCGCGCGGGACGCACGCACUGAUGACGAGCUAGUUAACCAAAUGAAUACUCCGCGGAAUCGGAAUUCGCGAUCGACGUGCAUUAGUAACGAGAAACCCGCCGGUCAUUGUUGAUUGUGUGCUAUUUUUACAUCAUCUAGGAUAAGACUCUUUAGGACUGUUCCUGUUUGUGGCUUAUGUGCCGAGAUGUUCCGAAGGCGCGGUGCCGAUGGCGGGGGCUGAGCGCGCUCGGCUAGGCGCCCAUGCGCGCCUGCCUCCUCGUGUGUGCGGCGCUCGCGCUCGCGGCGUGCCGGCCGCGCGCCGCCGCCGCCACGCACGCCACGCACGCCACGGAGCCCGCGCGCCUAGAACACAUCAAAACACAAAUUCUGGCCAAGCUGGGCCUCUCCUCCCGUCCCACGCCCCUCGGGACGCCCCCACGUGACGUCGUGCGCCAGAUCCUGGCGAGGGCGGACACGCACCCCGAGCCGGCGGCUCCCCCAGAGCAAAGCAUGCGGGAGAUCAUUGCAAUCGCGCAUAGAGGUGAAGUUGGUUACAUCAGCUCAAGUUACACAUACUUAACUCAUGCUGAAGUCAAAGUGAUGAAUAGGUUUCAAACUAGGAAGAAAAAGGAAUAAAGAAUGUUUAUUUAACACCACAUAAUGUUAACGAAAUUAUAAUAAAAAGGUGAACUUAUAACUAAUCCGUGUAGUGCUAAAAACGGUAACUGAUUGAGCCCCUGUACUAGUGUAGGCUAUAGAUGAGGUCACUAUAAAUAAAUCAAACACGACCGUGGUGGAGCAGACUUACCAGCCGCGUGGGUAAAUGAGUGACAAUAUUGCGUAAGGCAUUUUUGGUCCACCAAAAUAGGGAAUAUUUUUAUCGUAUAUAAAAUAUUCUAGUAGGAAAUUAGUUAUACAUGAGUUUCAAUCCGCGCACCGAUACUGUAUUGAUUUAUA